UCGCUUCGCCUCUUCCUCUCUGGGGGAGCACAUCCUAUAAAUUACUUUGGUAGCUAGUCUCUUUGGUUUUACUGGUCAGCUGAUCUGUUAAAAAAUAUUUGAGCAGUGAACUCGGAAAUGGCAAGGAUGGAGCUUGCACCGCUCAGACCAUGGGAUGACUUCUUCCCAGGAGCUGAUCGUUUUGCCAAACCCGAUUUCGGAGAUUUAACUAAAUGGAACAACAGGGUAAUCAGCAACUUGUUAUACUAUCAGACCAAUUACUUCGCAGUGGCCAUCGUGGUUUUCCUGAUCGUGGGGUAAGUCAGCAUGACAGCGCGAGCUUGCUAGCAUUUCCCACCCAGCUGCUAACUAUUUGAUUUGAUUAGCCUGCAGUCCAAUCCACACCAAGUCAUGGAUACGUAAUUGUCAUGCACUGGCAUUUAUUUAUAGCAGUGAGCAAGAUUUCCCUAUCUUUUCAUAUUCUCCUCACACAACUGCAACGACGAAAUAAGAGAUGCAGUCAUAAUGUGAUGGAAUUGGAAUGGAGUCUGGUACUAGCUGGCCUGCUAAAAACAAAUGUAGCUAUUUGCUCCACUUUUCCUGCAUCAGCUGCCUGCGACUGUGUGAAUGGUUCACACGGUGAACAUAAUUACUAGGUGGUUGAGUAUUUGAGUACCUUAUAUUUAGAAAUAACGAUUGGACAGAGAUGGGUUUCCAUAAUUUAAAAAAAAUAUUUUUUAUAUGAAUAGUUUCUUUAGCCUACUUGGCUGACAACACAUGAAUGCUACAAGUUGUCCCAGCAUUUGGGUCCUUAUCUCAGCCACACACUGCAUGUACAAUGUAGAAGUGUACUGAUAAUACCCGAUAAAAUACCCAAGGAGCAGUUUUGUAUGUAUCCUAAUUCCUAAAUUGCAGCUACAGUAGUUUGAAAGCUCUCAGAUUAUUUAUGAAAAUGGCUAAAAUAAUUUAAGGAAAGGUGUUGAUCUUAUUCCAGUCACCAGGUUGUGCUGUUAAUUUCUUGUAUUGUGUUUUACAGAUGCACAAUUAUUGUUUUUUAUUGCCAUACAGCAUUUGAGUGGAUAUAGAUGUUUUGUGUAAUAUGUUUCCCGUCUGUGUAGAUUUCUGAACCCUCUUGGCAUGUUUCUGGGAGGGGCAGUGGUUUCUCUGGUCUUCAUGGUUUCGGUGUGGGCGGGAGAGAACAAGAAUUUCAUCAAGAACUUCAAGAAGAAGAACCCCACCCUGUUUGUCAUCGCUGUCAUGGGAACAAGCUACUUCCUGCUGUCACUAUGUGGUGGAGUGAUGGUCUUCAUCUUUGGAAUUACUUUUCCCUUGCUGUGUGAGUCGCGAACUGUUUUUUCAACCACUCAUUCUGACUCAUUGUAUGGGUUCAAUAUGGAGAAUGUGUGUGGUUCUCCACCUUAAAAUGUUUUGGUUAAUUGGUGGUUCUGAGAAAAGGAGUGCAGGCAACAGCUGCCACAUUGUGGUGGGAAUCAGGAGGCAGUCAGUCAGUGACGGAGCCCUUCCCAGGGCUGUCCUGUGGCUGCCUGCGUGUGUUGACUGGUUGCUAUGUACUGUCUGCACAAUACUCAACUACAUUUACUGGCUUACAUCAUAUAGUCGGCAUCUCUGACGAGAAAAGUAAAGAUGCCUCUCCUUAACCUUAUCUGUGCAUUGUAUUUCAUAACAUAUACCUAGAAAAUAAUUAUCCUUCUCAGUUGAAGCUGCAUAAUUUUAGAUGAAGGCACACACAUCAUGUUUCCAUCGGCCAGAAUGGGAAAAUGCUACCAUGGGGAUCUCCAUUGAGGGUAGCACAUCGUGAACGGGUAGGAAAUUAAUCCAGCCUUUCUUCCCUGUAGUGAUCCUGGUCCAUGCAUCUCUGAGGCUGCGCAACAUGAAGAACAGGCUGGAGAAUAAGAUCGAGGGAGUGGGCAUGAAGAAGUCCCCAAUGGGCAUCAUCCUGGAUCUGCUAGACCAACAGGAGGAGAAGAUCAACAAGAUCCAGGACUUCCUGGAGUCCAAGCUAAACAAGGAGUGAGGGGGGAGAGAGCCAAAAUGGCACCCUCAUUCAAUUCAACAUGGUUUGCUUUUUCCUUUAACACUAAAAUCAAGCGUUGAUUUUUACCCCGCAUAAUGUCAGUGGUGUCACAUUCUCCUUAUUUGUCAUUCUCACUCAAUUUUGUUAUAUUGAAUGAACACCUUUAUACAUUUUGUGUCAAAGUACCUGAUUUCUUUAGAGCAUUUCAGAAAGAUUUGUACAGUCCUGUAUGGAUCAUAUGUUUGGGGAAGGCACUCUGCACAAUGAAAUGAGGCAUGAGCAUACCUGUAUAUUUGCCCAUUAAUGUUCAAAGUAACACGCAAUACACAUGUUGUCAUUAUGUAAUUGCAAUACAUAUCCUGGCACAUUUUACUCUGUCGAACUUGACAAAAUAAAGCUGCGUGCCAGAAUGCAAUAACUAUUGCACGUUAAAACAAUUGUGUUCAGUGGCAUAGCAUCUAGAUUUGUUAUCGUUCCAAAAAAAAAGAUAUUAAGCAAAUAAUUUAAUCAAUCAGAAUCAAUUUAUUUGCUACCUCAGAAGAUAAAUAUCUCUAUUUCCUCUCCUAAUGCUGAACUGGUAUCACUGGGCUCCUCUUGUAUCCACUGAAACAGUGACUGCAUAUUGACAAGUCGCAAUAAUAUCCCUCUGGUUACUUCACACCCUGUGGGUUGGGCUUGAGAUUAACAUGCUCAGAUCAUGGCUAUGCAAUAUGGGAAAAUGAAUGGCAAAUGCAACUUUAUUAGUUGAAGUAGUCAUGUUGUAAAUGUUUACAUUGUGCUUUCAUGUCUCAUUGAAUCUUCUCUACUUGUGUAUUCAGCAAAAAGCAUACAGAAAACAUAAAUGUUUGCAUUACAAAAAGCACAGUGUAAGGCACCAAAGUAUGUACUAUUAAAUAUCACACACAUUAUGAAUGCUUGAUUGUGCAUUGGGGUUCUGAUGAUGUCCCCCUCAGUAGCAGAUGUUUGGAGAUUUUAUUAUAAAUCCGCCCUAAUAAAUAGCCUAUCCAAUUCCAGGGAUCACCAUUAGUAAUAGAUGAAAAUGAUUAAAUUAAAUUAAUGAAGAUUUUAUGAGCUAUUUGUACACACGGAUGCAGUCUUCCAAAGAAUUAUGGAGAAUCACAGUUUGUAUCGGAUCUAGACAAAUUGCUUUCAGAAAAAAGGAGUGCACGCUAAUAUUAUGGUUCUAGGUUCUAUUAUAAGGAUGUUAUAACUGCUGUUUUUUGUAUUUCCAUUGAGUAGUGAUAACGUAACUACAGAAUUGGAAGCAGAGCACUGUGUUCCACCAUAAUAAUAAAACAAAAUUUAAGUAAUCCAAAUUAUGUCAACUAUGUUAAUGAAGGAAACAUUUACAUAUGAGACAUCUUGUAUGUACACUGAUUUUUAAUGUCAACACUCGUUAGGAUUAUGACUUGUUAAGAUGGACUGUUCCGUGAAACAAUGAAGUAUGAUUUGAAAUCUAGCUUCUGGACCACUGACCCACAGUGUUUUACACAGUAAAAGACUAAUGUUUUCAUGGUGCCUCCUAUACUCUAUAUUCUGGGGUUCAGCUCUAUCAAUAUUGCGAAGUGGACAGCAGACACCAGAGUGGUUUUGAAAACCCAUAGAUGAAAGACCCAAGUCAUCAGUAGAUGAUGUAUUAUGGAUUUGCCCGCACUCAUUUGGGAGUGUUCAAAGUAAAUGAAUUUUCCACAAACAAACAUAAUUAUUAAUUGAGACUACUUAUACUAUGCACAUUCUAUGGUGCAUUUACCAGCUGUAGACUCAUAUCCAAAUACCAUACUAGUUCUUCCAAACCUCAAGGAACAAAAGGUGUUCUGCCUGAAUAGGAGUACUGAGGCAAACUAGUGUUACAAGUGCAAGCAGAUUAUUGUUAAGGAAGAGAUUAAACACAUGUUGAACAAACACAGGAAUAAAGGUAUUGUAGAUUCCUCAG
Molecule: messenger RNA, 3947 nt
Organism: Coregonus sp. 'balchen'
Lineage: Eukaryota; Metazoa; Chordata; Actinopteri; Salmoniformes; Salmonidae
Source: the annotation of a GenBank genome assembly